Messenger RNA from Penicillium salamii, 1749 nucleotides. The record is from the annotation of a GenBank genome assembly. NCBI's taxonomy places the organism in Eukaryota, Fungi, Ascomycota, Eurotiomycetes, Eurotiales, Aspergillaceae.
AUGAAGUACGUCGUGGUCUCUGGUGGUGUCAUUAGCGGCAUCGGGAAGGGCGUAAUUGCCUCAAGUACCGGUUUGCUGCUCAAGACUCAGGGUGCCCGAGUCACUUGCAUCAAGAUCGACCCUUACAUGAACGUCGAUGCGGGAACUAUGGCCCCCACUGAGCACGGAGAGGUGUUCGUUUUGAACGAUGGUGGUGAGGCAGAUCUCGACCUCGGAAACUACGAGCGUUACCUCGGCGUUACCCUUGGACGGGACAACAACAUCACGACUGGAAAGGUCUACAAGCAUGUGAUCGAGAAGGAGCGCCGCGGCGACUACCUCGGACGCACAGUGCAGAUUGUCCCUCACUUGACCGAUGCAAUUCAAGAUUGGAUCGAGCGGGUGGCUAGAACCCCCGCAGACGACACCAAUGAGGAACCGGAUGUUUGUGUUAUCGAGCUCGGUGGUACUCUCGGUGACAUUGAGAGUGCUCCUUUCGUCGAGGCCCUCCGUCAGCUUCGCCGUCGUGCUGGCAAAGACAACUUUGUCCAGAUUCACGUUUCCCUUGUGCCGGUCAUUCACGAUGAACUGAAGACCAAGCCCACUCAGCAGGCUAUUCGGGAUGCUCGCUCAGCUGGAAUGAGCCCUGAUCUCAUUGCUUGCCGUUGCGAGAAGCCCCUCGACAAGGCCACCACUGAUAAGAUUGCCAUGUUCUGCCAGGUCGAGCCUGAGCAAGUCAUUGGCGUGCACAACGUCAGCUCUACUUACCAUGUUCCUCUCCUGCUUGAGCAGCAAGGAUUCCUUGGUGUUCUGGGAGAUCUUCUCGCCAUGAAAAAGCUCGAGAUCUCCCAGGCUCAGUUGAACAAGGGUCAGACCACUUGGAAAUCGUGGAAGACUCUUACCACUGCCCAGGAGCACACCUUUGAGACUGUCAACAUCGCUCUUGUUGGCAAGUACGUCAGCCUGCACGACUCCUACUUGUCCGUCAUCAAGUCUUUGGAGCACGCAUGCAUGGCUUCCCGCCGCAAGCUCAACAUCAUCUGGGUUGAUGCCUCUCACCUCGAGUCCGAGUGGGAGGACGCCAACUCCAAGGAGUACCACAAGGCCUGGUAUGAUGUUCACACUGCCCACGGUAUCCUGGUCCCCGGAGGCUUCGGUACCCGUGGCACCGUGGGAAUGAUGCGGGCCGCUCACCACGCCCGUACUAAGAACAAGCCUUACCUUGGUAUCUGCCUGGGUAUGCAAAUCGCUGUCAUCGAGUACGCUCGCAACGUUCUCGGACUCGAGGGCGCCAACUCUAUCGAGCUUGACGAGCGUACCAACCACCCCAUCGUGGUGUACAUGCCCGAGAUUGACCGUGCCAACCUCGGUGGUACCAUGCGUCUGGGAUCCCGCCCAACUCUCUUCCAAGAGAACUCCGAGUGGUCUAAGCUCCGCUCUCUCUACGGUCUCGAGCGCACAUCCGUCGAUGAGCGUCACCGUCACCGCUACGAGGUCAACCCUGAAUAUAUUGAAAAGCUGCAGGAGGCUGGUCUCCACUUCAUUGGUAAGGAUGACCAGGGUGAGCGUAUGGAGAUCGUUGAACUGAAGGACCACCCUUGGUUCGUGGGUGUGCAAUUCCACCCCGAGUACAUCUCCCGCGUUCUGUCGCCCAGCAAGCCCUUCCUUGGUUUCGUCUCCGCCGCGGCCGGUGUCUUCAACCAGGUCAAGGAUCUCUCCCAGGCGAAGGAACAGGAGUUGGCUAACGGUGUUAGCAACAUUGUUGUCUAA